AUGGAGCUGAGGCCGCCCCAUGGUGGGGCCUUGCCCGGGGCUGCAGUGCCCAUGGCCGACCCUCUCCUCACAGUGACCUUGCAGACAGCCCCUGGUGCCAAGCGCCGAGAGGAGCCACUCCGUGGGCAUGGGCAGAAGGACAGAGCCUCUUCAGACCCACAGCAGUCCUUGCAGGAGGCACUCUCCUUACUGGGCAGCAAUAACUGGGAGCUGAAGGAAAAGGGACUCCUCACCAUCAAACACCUGGCUGGGUCCCAUUCAGAGGUCCUGCUUUGUAGACUUCAUGAGGUUUGCUUGGCAGUUACCAGCGAGGUGACCAACCUCCGUUCCAAGGUGUCCUACUCUGCCAUUGUCACUCUGGGAGAGCUCUCUGUGACCUUGAAGAAGGACAUGGACUCUGAGGUGGAUGAGGUUGCUCGGGUCCUUCUCCAGAUGGUGUCCAGCUCCCCAGAAUUUGUUCAGAAAGCAGCCAGUCAGACCCUGGGGAUCAUGGUGGAGAAUGUGACUCCUGCACGAGCAAUGACUGCUCUCAUGGACAUGGAAGUCAACAGCCGCCCCGCCCCGGUGCGCAAGUGUGCGGCCCAACUCCUCCUGUCCCUGAUGGAGAGAAUUGGAGUCACCAAGCUUGCAGGCACACCCAGGGCUGACAGCACUGUGCAGUGUCAAGGGAUGGAAAACCAGAAGGCUGAAGGCCCAUCUGUCAAGGAGCUGGUGAAGGAGAGGAACGAUGGCUCAAAGAAGCCCCAGGCCACAUUGUCUUAUUGCAAACGGGUGAAAUCUACGUCUGAUGGACGCCUCCUACACUGUGCAAAAGCCCAGGUCAUGUCACCUCCAGCUGUGGAAGAAACGGAGCUGCUCCAGAAGCUUUACCAUCUCCUAGAAGCCAAGGGGUUUCAGACAAGGAUGGAAGGAGUGGAACUCCUCCUAGACCUGUGCAAAACCAGCCCCCAGCUCAUCUCCACUAACAUUGUCCAAAUUUUUGAAUAUUUUGUCCUGAGAAUAUCUGACAGCCACAAGAAAGUGAAGCAGAGGGUGCUGGACGUGCUGGCUGAAAUCACAGGGGCCCUGAAAGAUGCCUUGAACCCGGUGAUCAUUGGUUUGGUGGAGGGAAUAACAAAGAACCUGAACUCAAAGGAUCCCAGGGUUCGUGGGGCAGCUGUGAAAGCACUGGAAGAAUCCAUUGCUCAUUUGGAUAAAGUGUCACUGCUGAAAGAGUUCAGCUACCAAUGGAAUCACCUGAGUGGCCAAGCCCUGCUGGAUGUCACCGAGCGUAUCACAGUGCUUGUGCAGGAGGUUCAUGCCAGGAGCCCUGAAGUCGUCCAGCGCGACGCCCUGCCCGUGCUCUGGUCCUUCCUGGGGAACAAGGCGCUGCCUGUGCGGAGCGCCAACAUCCGCACCGUGGCCACCAAGCUCGCCUCUGCCCUCUACAAGGUGAUGGGCACCCAGCUGAAGAAAUGUGCUGCCAGCAAGCCUCCACAUGUGCGGGAAAACCUCUCCAAAAUUUUGAGCUGUCAUGGCAUGGGGGGCCUGAAGCAGCUCCAGACUGAAGACAAGGUGAAGGGCAAUCAUGGCUCAGCCUUACACAGAGAUCUGGCUGGUUACAGUCUUACCGAGGAGUUUUCUCUGGACUCUUUCCAUGUUCCCUCACCCACAAAGUCCUGGUCUCCCGUCCAGAAGAGCUCUCUUUCCUCCAAGCUCAAGAAGAAGCUGCCACCUGUGCCUGGGCCCUUCCAGGACCAGCUGCCCCGUGCAGGAAGCUGGAGGGAUGCCGGGCAAGGGGGCUGGAUCCGUGCCACAGCCUCAGGCAGCGCUGCCCAGAGCCAGAGGAAGAUGAAGGUGGCUGUGCUCAUUGUGGCCCUGCUCUUCUCCAUCCUGCUGUGCCUCGCAGCACAGGCCAAGCCCCACAAGGCCCAGUCCAGACCCAGCCUUUGUUCUCCUUUCCAGGCACUCCUGGAAGGAACCCAAGAUGAUCUGCGGUAG
Messenger RNA from Melospiza georgiana, 1980 nucleotides. Its product is annotated as TOG array regulator of axonemal microtubules protein 2-like. The transcript is spliced from 15 exons. Bases 1 to 1980 code for a protein of 659 amino acids. Lineage: Eukaryota; Metazoa; Chordata; Aves; Passeriformes; Passerellidae. Gene Ontology annotation, biological process: microtubule cytoskeleton organization. The record is from RefSeq and is a predicted model, not a curated record. Gene Ontology annotation, cellular component: cytoplasmic microtubule; cilium. Gene Ontology annotation, molecular function: microtubule binding.